Molecule: messenger RNA, 1110 nt
Organism: Lathyrus oleraceus (garden pea)
Lineage: Eukaryota; Viridiplantae; Streptophyta; Magnoliopsida; Fabales; Fabaceae
Exons: 5
Coding region: 1-1110 (369 amino acids)
Source: RefSeq, a predicted model, not a curated record
AUGGCUAGUGAUCAAGAAAACUCACAAGAUGCAAAUGCUCCUGAUGAUACUUCAGAAAAAGAAAUUACACGAGGCAUCACUAUUAUGAAGAGUAUCAUUCGUGAUAGAGAUAAAGCAGUAACAUAUAAUGUAAAUUGGAAUGCUGAUAACCAACUAAUUGGGUCUAAUGCUGCAAAGUUGGCAAGCUACAUUGGUACACUUGUUCGUAUGCACAUUCCAAUCACUGCUACAAGAUGGAGUAAUAAAGAGUUGGGUAGCGCUAAAGAUAAGAUUUGGACUGAGAUACUGAGGUCUUUUAACAUUGAAGAUACAACUAUCCGAAAAAAGUAUAUACUUCAAUUGGCCGGAAAAAGACACAGAGGGUGGAGAACGUUUUUAACAAACAAGUAUCUUAAGGACAAAGAAAAAUUUUUUGUUGAAUAUGAUCCGGAAUAUCCAGUGAAGUAUGCGAUCUUCAUUACAGAAGAAGAAUGGGUUGCUUUUGUAGCCCAAAGAAGAGACGAAAAUUUCAAGAAAGUGAGUGCCACAAAUCGCGAGAGAGCGUCAAAUCCCACGUAUGCAUACAAAAAAGGGCGUUUGGGAUAUGCACGCUUAGAGGAAAAAAUUUUAGACGAGACGAAAAGUGACGCAACAUCACUUCCGCCACAUGUUUUGUGGAAAGAAGCUCGUGUGGGAAAGGAUGGAACUGUUAGGGAUGACGUUCAACAUAUUUAUGAUGAAUGUGAGACCCUAUCUCAAUCGAUAAGCACAGCUGAGGACCAGGAGAACAGGAGCGUACUUAGUAGAGCACUAAAUGUUCCUGAGUAUCCCGGUCGGGUGAGGGGUAAAGGGCAUGGUUGUACUCCAACUUCCUUGUAUAAGAAUCCAAGGAGAAGAAAUCCUAGCAAUCAAGAAGUGAUGGAGACGUUGCAGGCAUUACAAGCGCAAGUUCUUCAAUUGCAAAAGGAUAAUGAGAGAUAUAGGUGUAUGGAAAAGUGCAGUUCACAGUUGAAAGAAACUAGUGAGAAAGCCAGGCAUUUCAUCUUGUCAGCUAUACUUAUCGUCACCGACUUAUCGCCUAGUUGGCAAGGGAAAAGUGCACAACACUUCGGGAGAUUUACUUCACCAUAG